This is a messenger RNA of Geodia barretti, 221 nucleotides long. NCBI's taxonomy places the organism in Eukaryota, Metazoa, Porifera, Demospongiae, Tetractinellida, Geodiidae. The record is from the annotation of a GenBank genome assembly.
CCAGAGCCAGAGCCAGUUGCAGUGACCGGUUUCCGCAAAGUGCGAAGUCGGCGGCUCUCAACCUCUCCUAAUCGUCAAGCCGAAUUAACAGGCUCAAGGUGAUGGCUACAAUACAGGAAUAUGCACCUUUACGCGAGAGAGUGUAUAUUGGCUAUGUGGGUCCAUCUGUUUCCGACCACAAUGAGAGCCUUCUUCCUUCAAGGCCUUGCACUUAUAAGGGG